Molecule: messenger RNA, 213 nt
Organism: Rotaria sordida
Lineage: Eukaryota; Metazoa; Rotifera; Eurotatoria; Philodinida; Philodinidae
Source: the annotation of a GenBank genome assembly
CGUAAUCAAACAAUUUCAUUAUUAAUACGAUUAGUACAAGGAGAAAAUGGAAUGUAUUUUUGUGCAAAUUCUGUAACACCAGCGAAUGGACAUGAUCUUUCAUUGAUAUCAGGAUUUGCAGUUGCUCAAUUAAUCGGUGCUGAAUAUCCAUUUCCUGAUGAUUUAGAUGCAUUACGAGAUUUUAAUCGAUUUAAAAGAAUGUGUAUUAAUUAA